Carya illinoinensis is the source of this 2039-nucleotide messenger RNA. Its product is annotated as carotenoid cleavage dioxygenase 8 homolog B, chloroplastic-like. Gene Ontology annotation, molecular function: carotenoid dioxygenase activity. Gene Ontology annotation, biological process: carotene catabolic process. The transcript has 6 exons. Gene Ontology annotation, cellular component: chloroplast. The coding region runs from base 38 to 1726 and encodes 562 amino acids. NCBI's taxonomy places the organism in Eukaryota, Viridiplantae, Streptophyta, Magnoliopsida, Fagales, Juglandaceae. The record is from RefSeq and is a predicted model, not a curated record.
UUCACACACUAAAAACCCUUAACCAGAUUCUCUUUUCAUGGCUUCCAUGAGCUUUUCUCCCAUCAGAAACUUCAUUUCGACAGCCAUAGUGGCAGUCUCGGAUAAUCCCGGUAGUAUAAACGAAGGGUUUCCUUUUAGGAGUAGCAACGUUAACGUUACUAGGAAGUGCAAUGUUCGGGACUUGACAGUUACCCAUGUUGCAACCCAAACAACUCCGUUGCCGACAGUUGCUCCGUCAUGGGAAAAAGAAAGUGCGGGAAACCGAAUGAAUCACGUUGCAUGGACCAGUGUGAGGCAGGAGAGAUGGGAGGGAGAGCUGAUUGUAGAAGGAGAAAUACCGUUGUGGCUGAGUGGAACGUACCUGAGAAAUGGUCCAGGCUUGUGGCGCAUCGGGAACUACGACUUCCGCCACCUCUUUGAUGGCUACGCCACCCUAGUCAAGCUUCACUUUGAGAACGGUCGAUUAAUCGCCGGCCACCGGCAAAUUGAAUCGGAGGCAUACAAGGCAGCAAAAAAGAACAAGAAACUAUGUUACCGUGAAUUUUCUGAGGUCCCUAAGUCUGAUAAUUUCCUAGCAUAUGUUGGCGAGCUCGCGAACUUGUUCUCCGGUGCAUCACUGACCGAUAAUGCUAAUACUGGGGUGGUCAAACUCGGUGACGGGCGUGUGGUUUGCUUAACAGAAACACAGAAAGGCUCAAUAGUGAUCGACCCGAACACAUUGGACACGUUAGGGAAAUUUGAGUAUAGUGACACGUUGGGUGGUUUAAUACACUCGGCGCAUCCUAUUGUGACGGAUAAAGAGUUCUUGACUUUGUUGCCAGAUUUGGUGAAUCCAGGAUACUUGGUGGUGAGUAUGAAGCCGGGAACGAAUGAGAGGAAGGUGAUCGGACGGGUAAAUUGCCGGCACGGCCCGGCUCCUGGGUGGGUCCACUCUUUCCCGGUGACUGAGCACUAUAUUGUCGUGCCUGAGAUGCCAUUGAGGUAUUGUGCCCAGAAUUUGCUCAAGGCUGAGCCCACACCUCUAUACAAGUUUGAAUGGCACCCUGAUUCUAAGGCGUUUGUGCAUGUCAUGUGUAAAGCUAGCGGCAAAAUUGUGGCCAGCGUGGAAGUUCCAUUAUUUGUGACCUUCCACUUCAUUAAUGCCUACGAAGAGGUGGAUGAAGACGGGAGAGUGACAGCCAUUAUGGCAGAUUGUUGCGAACACAAUGCCGACACGACGAUUUUGGAGAAGCUCAAGCUGCAAAAUCUCCGAUCAUUCGACGGGAAAGAUGUGCUGCCAGAUGCUAGGGUUGGACGGUUCAUUAUACCGUUGAAUGGGAGUCCAUAUGGAAAGUUAGAGGCAGCAGUGGACCCAAAUGAACAUGGGAGAGGCAUCGACAUGUGCAGCAUCAACCCAAAAUUUCUGGGCCUAAAAUACAGAUAUGCUUAUGCAUGCGGGGCCCAACGCCCAUGCAAUUUCCCCAACGCUCUCACCAAGAUUGAUUUAGUAAAUAAGAGGGCGAAGAAUUGGUACGAGGAGGGUGCUGUGCCGUCGGAGCCAUUCUUUGUGCCUAGGCCAGGUGCAACAGAGGAAGAUGACGGCGUCGUAAUCUCCAUGAUUAGUCAGAAAAAUGGAGGGGGGUAUGCGUUGUUGUUAGAUGGAUCCACCUUCAAAGAGAUUGCCAGAGCCAAGUUCCCAUAUGGUCUCCCAUACGGCUUGCACGGUUGCUGGGUUCCCAAACACUGAACUUCGUUGUUUUCAUCCAUCCUGAGAAAAUUGCCGUGCUUUCCAUGGUUGACUGUGGCUCAUGGAUUGAUAUACAAGAUGAUGUACACAAAGUCGAUGCUCUCCAACUUAUAAUGUUUAUAAUAGUGGUUAAUUAUGAUGGUGUGUGAAUAAUAUUAAUAAUAGUACUAGUAACAAUAAUUGAAACGAGAUGCCGGAGAUCGGGGCUUCAAUUACUUGGGCAAAGUAGUUCGAUCAUGUACAUAUUAGUUUGUUCAUGAAAAAAAUAUAUUAUGGCCUAUAUAUAUAUAUGCAAUGUUGCCAGUUUAUGAAA